Molecule: messenger RNA, 3163 nt
Organism: Pocillopora meandrina
Lineage: Eukaryota; Metazoa; Cnidaria; Anthozoa; Scleractinia; Pocilloporidae
Source: the annotation of a GenBank genome assembly
AUGGCCGAACACAAACUCGCUUACGUAGAACGUUAUGUCAAAUUUGGACACGAACAUGGUUAAAAUAAAUUAAAAUAAUAUAGGUACGAACUUUGCAAUAUAUCCAAAGUUCUCCCACAAUGUUUUGGAAUACGAGUCAGGAUGCAUCCCACUCACACCAAACUCCUUACAGACAGGUUAUAUUUUAAUGAGACAACUCAAACGGAAGGUGAAUGGUGACUACGUCAUAAUGACGAUAAUCUUUUCAGUGUGUUCAAAAUAGACAACUGGUCGUCUUUUAACUAUUUUAUAUGCAUUCCACUCACCUCAACCUAUGUCAAAAACAUCAGAGAUAGAUAUACAACUCACUCUUUUAUUCAGAUUUUUUAGGCUUGAUGACUUGAAAGCGAGCUGGCUAAAGCCCCAGUCUUAUUUCUGAGAAUUAAAAUCAGCAUAUAACUUGUCAUCCUAGGUUAACUUGAAGAGGUUUCCUCUCUUAACUGCAGAAGAGGAAGUGGUAAGCCAUGAACACUACUAAGAGGAGAGGGGAGGGGUUGAUGGGAUAUGAGAUACGACGUGAAAUGGUCAGUUUUCUGUAAAAGAAAGAAAAGAUUAUAGCAGAGUUUGAAAUAUUCUCUCUUUGCGUGCAGCGUGUAAAAUUUUUAAAAGGUAACCGACCUUGCACAUCCUACACAACUCAAUAAAUGAAUUCUCAUCCUCUUGAAAUUUGUUAAAAGAUCUGUAUCGCGAGUUCAAAGCUACCUUAAAUUGUUCAUAAUUUUAGACAGCUCUAAGUCUAUUAUGCAUCAGAGUUUUAUUUGUAAUGAUAAAACUAAUAUCAUCGCAAACGCCCCCACAGCGGAAUGUUAUUGCUUUUCGCCCUCUUCCUUUUUUCAAGCAAUUGCUACGGUCGUCUUACAUAUGAAAUAUGAAGAAAAACGGAGGAACGAGAUGACAAGUCUUCUUCCCCCGCACAUUACAUGUAUAUUGCAUCUUUAGAUUAGAAACCAAGCAACCGUGUGACAUGAUUUGCAUCUAACUAGCUGCCGGAUGGGUUGGUAAAUUUGGAUUAGAACGUCGGCUCAAGACAAAUAUUUCGCCUCUUCCCUCGAUAGCGAAUGUAUUCUAAACUGUGUCAGUCUUCAAAGGGGCUCCACUUCCAGUAAAAGAGAAAAAGAGAGAUAGAGGGAGAGAAAAAAAAAAAAAAAGAUCAUUUCAUAGAGUGUCUCGUGGCGUUGUCAACAAAUAAUGAAGGGAUAGAAUUAUUGUAAUUAAGCUCUCGAUCGUUAAUGUUAUUUUGUUACAAACAUGAUUACGAACACAUUCAUUAAAACUCAGUAACCGCACAUUACGGUUCUUGAAAACCAAAUGCAUCGUCUUCUCACUGCGUUUUGUUUUGAGGAAUUUGGACCUUUUUCCAGGUGAAUAAACUUGUAAAAAAAGGAGAGUCCCAACUGCCCUAUUACGCAAGAAUUUUUUUACCGUAUGAAUUUGUACCACUUGACCUAAAAAAUAGCCCACGACUUACCAUACCGAUUCUAAUCUUUACGUAAGAGAUAUCCAACACAUCUUGUCCAGGACGUAAAGAACAAUUUUUUUAACGAAAAAUCCCCUCGAAACCCACGAAAAUAUUGACACGGUUACGUCACAGUUCGAAAGCCUCGUUCAAAUUAUUUGUCGUUUUAAUAAUUUUUUUCGCUAUAAAUAAACGACGAGUAAACAUCACACCAUGACAGUUGUCUCUUUUUGGUGACUUAAAUAUACUUAUGAAUAAUUUGUUUACCACAGAAAAACUUCGUUUGAUGAAACGUGUUCAUGAGACCGUCCGUGCUUCAUUUUGCUUCUCAAGAAAGAAACGAAUUUUUCUUUGCCGACUUUCGUUACGUGGGCACUUUUUAUAGAACUAAAGUGUAAGUCUGAGGAACUUGCCUCGUAAAUUUCUAAAUACUUGUUGAUACCAUCGUAGUAAGGAUCGAUUAAUAAUUCUAAUUUUGUCUUCUCUAGGUUAUUUCAGGCUUAAAUUAAUCACAUCUAACUCCAUUGCAAUGGUUAUUUACCGCAUGUACGUGAAUAGUUGACGUUAUCAAAAGCAUGUGCUGGCCGAGUAAAUCAAUUUUCUAAUCAGUUUCACCAACUUACCUACGAAAAUCAUAUUGAAUGUUCAAUUCAUUCAUUUUUGAGGUCGCUCAGUAGGGAGAAAGGAUCAUUUUGUUUACAGUUCUUGAUCGCCGAACCUUUAAAACGCCCAGAAUAAAUUUAAUAGUUUUUUUGUUAAAAAAAUGAGAAGUUUUUGUUCAACGAAAGAUCCUUACGAGAGGACGGAUAAUUUUCUAUAAGAAAACAUAUGAUGUAUUAGUUACACGGGAUAAAUCAAGUACUUUAACGUGUUGAAUAAUUUAGAAAUUAAGUUGUCUAACGACUCUACCAUAAAAAAAGAAAUAAAGAGAUGCCUUCAAACAGAGCCUGUUUUUGGUGUUUGCAGACGUCUUGGAAAAGAAAUGCUCUUCCGAAAUGUCUGCAAAGACCAAAAUCAGGCUCUGUAAUAAAGGAUCUCUUUAUUCCUUUUGUUGAAUAAUGUUGCGAUUUACCAGUAACACUCGUCUAAGAUUCGUAAGAUUCGUAAAGCUUUUUUGCUCUCCUACUGUGAAAAGGUGGUUGAUUCCUCCAAAAAAUGAAGAAACGACCAAAUUGGCCGGGCCUAACUUGUACCGGCAUUAUAUUCUACCACUUUUAUUGCAUUUGAAGAAAAUUUGGCAUCUUUUUCCUUUACCGUACGCAAGAAAGAGCUUUUUCCUUUGAUAGAAAUAUCAUUUUUUUUAUCAAAGAACUUGUUGCUUUUAAGCAAACGUGUCGCCAGUAACGUCAAGUUUGUGUCUAAAUUUAUCACCUGAACCUUUGAAAAUUAAUUUCGAGCGUGUGCAUUUAUAUAUAUACGAGGCUAUAUAUUUGGCGAGAAUAUACUUCUGUAGAACGGCACCAUCGUCAAAUCUAUUUAUUUACUUUUUCGUUUUCUUUCUUGCUUUAUUUUUUUUUUAUAGAAAACACAGCAAGUAAAACAUCGACUUUGCUCUUUCACCUGGAAAAUUCAAUUAGUGGCGACCUUAUCAUUAUUGUUCGGGCUGUUGGAACUUAUUUGCAUAGCUGUCAACAAACUACAUAUUCCGCGACUUCUGAGGUAAGUCAU